GGAGGCACUUGCAUUCAACGAGACUACCUACUGCCGUUUCACCGUGAACAGUUCUGAUACGGACUUCAAGGGUUACACACAGCUAGACCUACAUGGUGUGGGUAAAAUGCCACGGCUGAUUCCCGACAUUGGUGGAGAGGGUGCAUCUGACGCCGUGCAUUUCGGUACAAACCUGCAGACUCUUCACUUUGGUGAUGUGAACGUUGACACUGAGUGUAUCAAGUACAUGCAGUUACGCAAUACCACACCGGUCUUGACAUCGUACCAGCUGGCUUGGUCAGAUGGCAAGAGCUGUGAUGGCGCUAGUGUGUUCAACGUUCCUACCUCUCUAGUCAGUGGCAGCGUAGAGGCAAUGACAAGCAUCAGAAUACCGGUGCAAUGUCGACCACAGCGUGUGGGUAUGACCGGCUGUCACACACUGAUCCUGAACACUGUGGGUCAUACAGAACAGCAGAGAAUACAGUGUACAGUCAAUGCUAUAGGUCCCAAAGUCCAGCCAUCCGUCAGCCACGUUGCCUUCCCCUGCCAGCCUGUUGGGCAGCAGCUGAUCAAAACCUUCACAUUGCGCAACACAUCCUCAGCACCGGGGAUUUUUGAGUUCACUCCACCGUGUGCUGAAAUAUUCCAAGUUAUCCCGCAACGAGGUGUGGUUGAUGGCCAUUCGCAGACUAUUGUCCAAGUUGUGUUCCGGCCAAGCAAAGCGUUCUGCUUUAGUCGCCUUCUUACCUGUAUGGUACAUCAUCAGGAACCAAUCUUCAUCAACCUGAUUGGGACAGGGUAUACAGAACAAGUCAGACCUGUCGAGUUGCUGCCGAUUCACUUGGAGCAGAUGAGGUCUCGUCUUCUCGACGGCUUAGCAGGUCUAGGUCCAGAGACUCUGCACCAGCUGGUUAUUGCCAAGAAGCUGAAACCCAGAGUGGAGCAGCGACUGGAUAUUAUCAAUAGCGAGGGCAUUCCACUACACACUCCGUCACAAUCUAUCGCCAGGCUAACUGCUAGUAACUUUAUCACUCACGCUCAUCAUAGUAGCUACUGUUUGACCGGUGUGGACCGAUGGCAUAUUGACUUUGGUGCAGUGACCACAGCAGUAUCAGAGGCUGAGCCACUGACGUUAGUGAAUACAACAAGCAGUGCCAUUGUGGUGCAGUGGAUCACAGAGCCCGGAUGUCUGUUCUCUAUCAAGCCAGCAGCACGUGCAGUAGAGCCCAAGGAGAGUUGCUACUUCCAUGUCAAGUUUGAACCGGGUCGUGAUGCCAAGUCUCGUCUUCACAGCAGCACACUGGAGUGUUUCUGCAUGUACAGGGCAAUGCUGGACCAGGACAGGGUGAAGCAACCGUUCCACGCGAUGGGUUGGAGCUUUGCUGUCACCGUCACAGCUCACGCGUUCAAGUUCAAGGAGGAGAUAUCCCGCGCUGUUCUGAAAGCCGACCAUGAUAGUGUUGUGAGUGUGACCCCCACGGUAGUCGGUAAGCCGGCACACGGUACUGUGUUAGUAGAGAACACUGGCAGUGUACCAGCACAGUUCACCCUGCCUUACACACCUGCCCAGCCCAUCACCGUGUGGCCCUCUGCCGGUACCGUACAACCUGGACAAUACAAGGUACUAAUGGUGAGAGCGGUGCCACACAAGGACGAGUGGUCAUCAGUCGGUAUCAACAUGACGGUCAACCACCACUUAAGUCAGGAGUUGACGGUUGUGACAUCUGCAGAACGGCCCCAUCUGGAGAUCGAGUCGCAGAACAAAUUCUGUCACUUCUCAACCGUUUGUUGUGGACACAUUGGUGAGAGGCAAGUGCAGGUCACCAACACGACAUCAGCACCCAUAUUUUUCCACUGGGCCAUUGAGCUGGAUCAGAACUUCACAUUCUCGACUGAGCCCGAGGAAGGCUACAUAGCACCUCACGAGACACAGACACAUCAUUUCUUCAACCUACCCCGUGGUGAAGGCCGUGCGCUUGUCACCGCUACCCUGGAGUACUGCAGUGCUGUCACACCGGCUAGCAGAGAGGAUGGCGUUGUCGAGGCGGACCAGCACCACAACGAGGCCUAUCGUGAUGACGUCACGCUGGUUGCCACGGCGAUUAUGCCGAAGCUGGAGGCUGAGUAUGUCAUGCCGAAGUCAGGUCAUAUCGUGGUUAACAAUGGGAGUCGGCACCAGGUUCGUGUUCGCAACGAUCAUUGUGCCGCUCUUGUUCCAUUUAGACUGGUUUUCUCCACACCUGAGCACAUCAAGGUGGAUGUGAGCCCGGCAGUUGCCCAGUUAGCCCCGGGCACACAGACCACAUUCACCGUAUCAAUCUGGGCCAUGGAGAAGGGCAAGGCUACGGUGGAUGUGUACGCCGUCUUCAUCGACGACCUAGGAGAGCCACUGGAUAGCGUUGCUCCACAGAUGUUAUGCAGUAUGAAGACAAAGGCGGUGUAUCCACACCUGCAAGUCACUAACGUCGCUGGAACCGGCAGUGCGGAGCGAGUGGAGAAACGGAGGCUCUGGCAAAUGACAGGCGUCGAAGAGUUGAACAAGUUAGUGAAGAAGAAACCGACGGCCGGAGAGCGUGCUCACGACACUGUCACGCGUACCAGCACUCGUAUCAGCAGAGCGUUCAGUACCCCAGCCAAUGUUGUACUCAACCUAGGCACUGCACUGUAUGCAUCACAACCCAGUACUGUGUAUUGGCAAGUGGAGAACACUACUCUCGUCGAGUGUUACUGGCAAAUUGCAUACCCUACAGACAUGCAGUUGGAGGUGGACAGCUGGGCAGAGGAGCUUCUCUCGUCGUCCGAAGCGCAGACCUUUCAUUACCUAAAGAGCGGAACGUUUGCAGUCUCGCCGAAAAGUGGUUGUCUCCUGCCCGGCCAAAGCUCCAUCAUCAAAUUCAAAUAUGAGCAUCAUAUUGUUGGCGAAAAUAUGAUGGAUGUUGUGCUGAAGAUCAGAGAGGGUCGUGAGGUCAAGCUUGAAUUACGUGGUGUCACUGUACCGGAAGGAACACCCUAUCCGAUGUGGCCAUCUCGAUCACACACCUUCCAGCCGGUAGCAGUGCGAUGCAAGUCGCCACCGAUACAGCCGUUCACUCUGUACAAUGAUGGAACUAGCGACAUCCGCUACACUGUGGAUGAGACACUCAUAACUCGUCUCAAUCAGGUGUGUGCGGGUCAUUCCCCACUCACGUGUCGUAACCCUUGCGGAGUCAUCCCCGCUAUGGGCUGUGUCGAUGUCCAGUUUGUGUUCAGCCCACGGUCGGUCAACAGCUAUAAGUUUGAGAUCGGCAUAUCCACGCACAAUAGCAGCGGCCGUAUCCAUGACGACGAUGACGACAGCACAUCCACUCAGCACAUCACGCUGUAUGGUUCCAGUUUCGACUAUCCCGUCAGGAACGAGAAAGAGCGCGUGGAGCUGGCUGCGGCUAUCGGCAAGGACUUGUUCAAAGUGCAAUCUCGUCCUCUGAGCAGCAUCUCCAAGGUUGCGUCACUCAGCAAUGACGUAAUGGUGCUGGGUGCUUUCCCCAUCGUCGCCAAGGCAACACAGCCAGUGUGGAUCAACAGUGCACAACUGUCACAUGACCAGAGAUUCACGUGGCACGUCCCAGACACUCUCAAAGACCAGGUUACAAUAAUUCCAGCGACGGGUGUGGUAGGAGCCGAACAAUCGGUCAUGUGUCAGUUUGAGGUGAUCUGUCAGGAUGUGAAGGUCAUCGAAACGGAUGUAACUUGCGAGCUGGUUGACGUGCAAGCAGAUGCACAGUACGAGAAGGACUUAUCUGAAUGGAAGCUAUCGCGCCUCGAAGACACCGUCCAUUUCACAAUCACAGAGAAGGACAUGAUGGCUGAGGAUGCACGGCGCAAUGCGGCCAGCACUACUCUGACUACACUUGGUCACCAUGGUGAUAUGGCAGUGAAGCUGGACGGCACAACACGAUGGCCCACAGGCAGAACAACCAUACACAGAGCUAGCAAACAGUAUACUUAUAAGUCCUUGCCACCAGCUAUUCCUGUCUAUGGUCAGAAGGUACCUGAUCAAUACGAAUCAUGGAAGAAGAGUGACAUGUCGACAAGGUCCACGUCCCGACCGAGGAAACAGCAAGUGGCCGGCAAAGCUCUGAGGCCAACACCACCGAGAUCCACAGUGCUGCAUUUGUUUGUGACGGGACGGUCAUACUUACAAGAUGAUUUCAGCAGCUUGUUCCCAAGUCUUGCGUCAUCUUAUCCAUCAGCAAGAGCUGACGACGUGCCUCAGGUCAGUGACAUUGCCGAUGAGACGAUCGUUACCGACAAGCGGAAUGACAUCGUAGUGGCCAAAUUCUCGCAGCACAUUGCCAACAAACUUCUCCAGGACCUGCUGGAGAGCCAGGAUUUCCAGAGCAGCCUGGCGGAGGUGGCAGAUGCCCCCGUGUGCGACAUUGACAACGUUUUGAGUGGAGCGCUGGCUGUUGCUGCUGCUGAUGCUGAUGCUGCUGCUGAUGCUGCUGCUGCUGCUGCUGCUGAUGCUGCAACUGAUGCUGCUGCUGAUGCUGGUGCUUCAGCUGACAGACGCAAGUCGCUCAAACCCUCCGCUCGCCAGCAAGCACGCGUGCCAUUACCAACUGGAAAGUCGUCUACGACUACGGAGACCGAGAGCAGCUUGGAGAGUGAAUACGAACAGAAGAUUCGAAAGCAUAUGCGUCGCUGGGGGUGGUCGAGCAUGGAGUAUUAUCAGAAAUACCGAAAUGUGCUGAAAUCCAAACUAAAAAACCGCGAGUUGUAUGACGAGGAUGAAUUGGACUCGAUGGAUUCGAGCUUCUUCUUCGACUCCGAACCGAACACGUAUUCGAGCAUGACGCCGUACAGAGAGACGGCGGCGGUGUCUGAGCCGUCAUCACCGCAGAGCGAGUGCACAGAGGAGCCCAGCCAGAGUGCAGUAAUGCGCAAGCUGCGGCAAGUGGGCGGUGGUGUUGGUGGUCGUGUUGGUCAAGCCGAUGACCAUGAGCUUUGGAAGCAGCUGUCGGCAGUUGUGGCGGACAUUGUGGACGAGGUGACAGUCAGCAUCACGAACACCUGCUUGAAGGACCUUGCUGAGGAGGGCUUGCGUCCACAAUCAUAGCUUGCCCGAAUGCACUUUCCCGUGGUGCUUUCACCGCUUCAAAGAUCGGCGUGUGCACUCGUUUGUAUUCCUUUGCUGAGGCGAUGACUACGGUGUCUAAGAAUCAUCAAUGUAACUGCGUCAAGAUAUCCGUUAUGGUGGAGACGUGGCUUCAGUGGCUAACAUCACCAAUAACUACGUUGAGGUAGCCAUCAUGGUGGAGACAUGCUUGCAUUGGCCAGCAUCACCCGGUGUAAGCAAUAACACAACAUAUCAUAACCCUCGGUCGACUUUAGGGCGCAUGGUGGAGGAGAGUUUUAUGUAUUUUAUCAUAUCCAUUUACAUAUAUAGUAGCCUGCGAGGGCUCGUAGAACCAGGACCAGUCUACACAAUGUCAUGAUCCAGGACUUCUACUUCAUUUCUCCUAUGACUUGACUUGGGCCCUCUCCACGUACAUGUAGCUCUAGGCACUUGGCUCAUCUCUCCAUGAAUUGUUCGCACUCUUCGUUUCCUAUUCCAUGUACUAUGCCAACGCAUCGUGUAAUUCUGCAAGGUAGAAACCAAGGCAGAUGUUUUGGUUGCUGGAUUUCUCUUUCAUAGCACAGAAUGAUAGCAUGGUUCCAUUCCUGUGCCCUCUCCUUGCUGUUGGUAUUCGUCAUCAUUAGUUUUAUCAUUAGUUUGUCUAGGAAAUGCUUGCACAUAUUCUAUGCAGAAUCCCUGGAUGCCAUUAUGCUGCGUAGAAAAAGUGAUAGGUAAUUGACUUGUUCUAGUAACUACUAGCAACCCUUGUUAGAGCAGACUGAUAGCUCCACUGAUAGCUAAGUGUUAGAGCAGACUGAUAGCUCCACUGCUAGUUAAGUAGUUGACAUGUAUACUAGUGUCUCGGCUGGUGUUAUGUUUGGGCCAAAUGAUGACUUCAGUUCAGAGUGUG
Messenger RNA from Sycon ciliatum, 5984 nucleotides. Its product is annotated as cilia- and flagella-associated protein 65-like. The record is from RefSeq and is a predicted model, not a curated record. NCBI's taxonomy places the organism in Eukaryota, Metazoa, Porifera, Calcarea, Leucosolenida, Sycettidae.